UUGGAUGACUCUUACUGAGGAACCUUCUUCAGGCAAGGGUAAAAACCCGCUGCUGACGACGAUUAAGAACGGACUACCGGCCGUGUACGAACUAGACGGCUACGUCGACCCUGAUGAAGAACAUAAACCAGAUGGAUUUUACACAGACGAGAAGGAUCCGACGAAAUACUUGAACAUUUCCGAUGGCAUCGUAUACGAGGUACAGUGCCCGCCCGGUCUGGUGUGGAACCAGGAGAAACGGCAAUGCGACUGGCCCCAGGCGCAAAAUGCUAAUCCGAAUUAACACGAUACGUCGACUUAGCUACAAGAAAGAUGGAGAUCUCAAGAGAGAUCAAGCCGAAGCUGAAAUAUAGUACAUCUGCAUCAAAACAUGACUGAACUAGUAGAUCUAAACCAGACGAUAUUUGAUACUAGAAGAUAUAUGAACCAGAUCGAGGUUAUGUGAUACUAAAACCGUCCUUUCUACUAAGAUUUCCUUCUUUCCGUGGAACAUUUUGAGUUUCGCGCUGAAUUAACUAUUUCGCACAGCGUCCCCUUUUUUUAGUCAGACCCGGAUCGGAGAAUCUCUGAUCACGUACGCCUCUUUUUCGCAUAUCGUUUACAUGUUUUACCGACGUUUGUGCUCAUUAUCUUCUAACACAGAGAACAAUAACGUUACCAUACUGUGUUUAUGCCGUCGUAGACUAAAUGAAAAUGUGUGCGUGCGUGCGUGCGUGCGUACGUGUGUGUGUGUGUGUGUGUGUGUGUGUGUGUGUGUGUGUGUGUGUGUGUGUGUGUGCACGUGAAUAAAGGUUUUUUCGUUAGUAAAAAAAAUCGGAUUAGGAUCCGAUUUUUGAAUCUCAAUUAAGGUCCUAUCUACUUUUACCAAGUGCCAGUAUUACUAUAAUAGCAUUAUCGAGUAUUGAUCCUGCGUAACCCUACGUCGAGUGUUGACUGAAGAAAUAACGAGUCAAGUUGCGCCUGAAAUUGUUUAGAAGAUUUGAAAAUGCUCAUCUGUUACCGUUUGUAUGCCGUGUGACGUGUAUGUACGCGAUGCAAUAUCCCACUAACCUUAACACGCGGCGUGAUAUGGCACGCCACUAAAUACGAGACGCCAAAAUAUACUAUCGCUGUAUACACUACCGUGAUAGAUUUGUGGCAACACGCCCAUGUACCACACCAUUGUCGUACACACAUGUCGUGGACGCCACGCGAGUAGAUUACAUAGCGUUUAUUACGCGAAUAUAUAGCAAAACGCAUAUCAUGAUCAGCACUGUUAA
This is a messenger RNA of Priapulus caudatus, 1259 nucleotides long. Its product is annotated as peritrophin-1-like. Gene Ontology annotation, cellular component: extracellular region. The transcript is spliced from 3 exons. Gene Ontology annotation, molecular function: chitin binding. Bases 5 to 283 code for a protein of 92 amino acids. Lineage: Eukaryota; Metazoa; Priapulida; Priapulimorpha; Priapulimorphida; Priapulidae. The record is from RefSeq and is a predicted model, not a curated record.